Molecule: messenger RNA, 1613 nt
Organism: Papilio machaon (common yellow swallowtail)
Lineage: Eukaryota; Metazoa; Arthropoda; Insecta; Lepidoptera; Papilionidae
Gene: Snx6
Product: sorting nexin-32
Exons: 12
Coding region: 169-1446 (425 amino acids)
Biological process (GO): phagosome-lysosome fusion involved in apoptotic cell clearance
Molecular function (GO): phosphatidylinositol binding
Source: RefSeq, a predicted model, not a curated record
UUGACGGACUGACUGAUUGUGAUUGACUUUUGACAAUUUGUCUUGUCCACUUAAUUUGUUUUUUGUUUAGCUGAAACAAGAAAGUGCUUUGUAGGAUUUUAGAUAGUUACAGUACGGUGCCAUUUAUAUUAUCAAUUUCAAGAUCGGCAUCUCAUACGUGCUAAUAAAAUGAUGGACUGUGUGGAAGAAACAAACCAUGAUCCCCUCUCAGCCCCCGCAGUUACAUCCCCUGCCUCUGUCGACACUAAGCUUGAAAAAAAGAAGCCCAAUGAAAAUGUCUCUUUAGCUGACAAUAGCUUAUUAGUAGAUAUUUCAGAUGCACUUAGUGAAAAAGAGAAGGUGAAGUUUUCUGUUCACACAAAAACAACUCUACCGGAAUUUCAGAAGUCACAGUUUUCAGUAGUUCGUCAGCAUGAAGAAUUUGUAUGGCUUCAUGAUAGAUAUGAAGAGAACGAAGAGUAUGCAGGUUAUAUUAUACCUCCAGCACCGCCGAGACCGGAUUUUGAUGCAUCCCGUGAAAAGCUGCAACGCCUUGGAGAAGGCGAGGGUGCAUUAACACGUGAAGAAUUUCUCAAGAUGAAGGAAGAGUUGGAAGAUGAAUAUCUGGCAACAUUCAAAAAGACAGUAGCGAUGCAUGAAGUGUUCCUACAGCGUCUCGCAGCGCACCCCGUGUUUAGAAAUGACGCUCAUUUACGUGUGUUCUUAGAAUACGAACAGGAUCUGUGCGCUAAGCCUCGAGGGAAAAUGGAUCUUAUUGGUGGACUGAUGAGGUCUAUGACAACUACGACAGAUGAGAUCUACUUGGGCGCGACCGUGCGGGACGUCAAUGAUUUCUUUGAGCAGGAAACUGCUUUUCUACAAGAAUAUUAUUCUCAUCUCAAAGAAGCAGUUGCUAAAGUCGACCGUAUGACUACUAAGCAUAAGGAGGUGGCAGACGCACAUAUAAAGCUGUCGUCGUGUUUGACACAGCUUGGCACACGCGAGCAGCCCGCCACAGAGCGCUUCCUCACGCGAGCUGCUGAGACGUUCGAGAAGUGUCGGAAGAUCGAAGGUCGCAUGGCGUCAGACCAGGAUCUGAAGUUAGCGGACACACUGCGGUACUACAUGCGCGACGCUCAUGCCGCCAAAGCUGUGCUUGUACGGAGACUUAGAUGUCUGGCAGCUUAUGAGGCAGCAAAUAGAAACUUGGAACGAGCUCGGGCUAAGAAUAAGGAUGUGCAUGCUCCGAUGGAGGUGCAAGAGGCGGAGCAAGUUCAGGCGGACGCUUGCGCGCGCUUCGAGCAGCUGUCGGCGCGCGCUCGUGAAGAGUUGCUAGAUUUUCGCACAAGACGCGUAGCUGCAUUUAGAAAAAGUUUAAUUGAUCUCGCGGAGUUGGAGAUAAAACAUGCGGCAGCUCAACAGGAAUUGUUCAGGAAGUCCCUGCAGAUGUUGAGGGAGUGUCAGUAACUGACCACGCCCACCGGCAACGCCCACACGACUUCACAACGCAUGUUUAAGGUACAGUAAAAGUUUGCACCAUCUCUUGCAAAUUCGUUUGCAACAAUUUUGUUUUGAUAAAUUUUGGCAAGUAGAAAAAGGAAAAAUAGACUACCGAUUUUUGUUAAUGUCAUUUA